Messenger RNA from Asterias rubens (European starfish), 903 nucleotides. Its product is annotated as ryncolin-1-like. The record is from RefSeq and is a predicted model, not a curated record. NCBI's taxonomy places the organism in Eukaryota, Metazoa, Echinodermata, Asteroidea, Forcipulatida, Asteriidae. Bases 1 to 903 code for a protein of 300 amino acids. The transcript has a single exon.
AUGUAUCAAGCUACACAUCGAGCCUUAGAGAAUCAUGUGUUUCAACGGAAGACUGUAUCUUCUCCAGUGAUUUGUGGGCGAGACUGCUCUAUGGAUCCACGAUGUGUGUCGUUCAACUACCAAAUAGAUGACCAUGUUUGCGAAUUAAACAAUAACACCAGUGCAAAUAACCCUACAGACUUUACCGAAUCGCAAGGAAGUGUCUACUUCGAUGCAGAGUUGGACACGCCAUUAUUUGCCGUUCCAGAUAUGAAAAUGUAUAGCAGUUGUCUAAAGAUACAUCAAGCUGGUUAUCGUGACAAUGGCAUAUACACAAUCUACCCAACAAGUCUACCUGAUGGGGUAAUGGUCUACUGUGAUAUGGAGACAGAUGGAGGAGGCUGGAUCGUGUUCCAGAGGAGACAAGACGGGAUUGUUGACUUUUACUGUACCUGGGCUGAGUACCAAUCUGGGUUUGGUGAUCUACAUAAUGAGUUCUGGUUGGGGAAUGAUAUCCUGCGUGACCUUACUGGAUCGGGUCAAUGGCAACUUAGAGUAGAUAUGGAAGAUUGGCAGUCCAACAAGUUCUGGGCUUCUUAUGGUGAGUUUGCUGUUACAGGUGACAAGUACACUCUCAAUGUUGGUUCAUAUGACGCUCAAAGUACAGCCGGUGAACAGUUGAUACAUCAUAAUGGUCAUCCAUUCACCACGAAGGAUCAGGACAAUGAUGCAAAGCCUGGUAAGAAUUGUGCCGAGCUAUUUGAAGGUGCCUGGUGGUUUAAUGAAUGCUUUUGGGUUCAUCUGAAUGGUAAAUACUAUCCACAGCAAGAGGUACCAGACCUACAGGGACUACAAUGGGGUCGAUCAGGAGGAUAUUAUUACUCCCUGAAGAAAUGCAGCAUGAAAAUACGGCAAGUUAUGUAA